Messenger RNA from Mesocestoides corti, 231 nucleotides. Lineage: Eukaryota; Metazoa; Platyhelminthes; Cestoda; Cyclophyllidea; Mesocestoididae. The record is from the annotation of a GenBank genome assembly.
AUGCACGAAGGCCUCAACGGGAAGGACCUCCUGUAUAAGGUGUUCCUCUAUUACGUCCUAGCCACCUCCUGUAUUUCGCCUUUCGUCUCACAGGUGCUUCGUGGUGCUGGUGCUGGCAUCGCUUUUCGGCCACCCAGUCAAUGGACAAUUGCUUCACUGCGCGUCCUUCGCCAAAUGCACCUCAUGCGUAAUGCGAGUGUCCAAGUAAAGGUUCUGAUCCUGCAUUUGUAA